CGUCUGUAGGAUGAGCAAUGCGGGAACCGACGGAGGAGGAGGAGGCGGCGGAGGAACAGGAGCCGGAGUACCGCCCACAACGCCACCGCCCACUGGUCAUGGAUCCACUCGCCGACUGAGCCACCUAUCCGGCAGCACUCGAUCGGGAGGAGCCGCCGCCAUGGGCAACGUGGUGGGCUGGCUGAAGCAGGCUUCCAUCGAAGUGCGUGACGCAGGCACCAGGACCCUGUCGAUGCUGCAGAGCAGCAACCCCAACUUCCGGUCUCUGGACUUGUCCCUGGGCACGCCCACUUCCCUAACGCCCACCUCGAGCGACGCUCCCGUGACCACGGCCAGUGCCACCGCUUCCUUGAGCGGAUCCACGUUGCAAUUCGGUCCGGACGAAGUCGAGGACUCUAAGGGCAGUCAGUCUCUGACACCGCUGGACGCCCGUGAACUACUGACCCGGCCAACGCGAGCAUACGCCUCCGUCAGCCAGCCACAAAGUCCGCGGCAUCGCGGAUCCGGUUCUGGUUCCCUAUCCGGUAUCGGCUUGAGAGGCACCACCCACGGCCUGACCGGACGCUCCACAUCGAUAUCCUCGCAGCUGGAGAAGACCAAGAAGCUGCUGAAAAUGACAGAGGGCGAGGACAAGCCCCUGACCAUUCUGCACUAUAACGAUGUCUACAACAUCGAGUCCAUGGCGGAGACGGAGCCCGUUGGCGGAGCGGCAAGGUUCGCCACCGCCAUCAAGAGCUACGCCCACCUGAAUCCUCUGGUGCUCUUCAGCGGAGACGCCUUCUCGCCCAGCAUGUUGAGCACCUUCACCCAGGGCGAACAGAUGAUUCCAGUCCUCAACUCGGUGGGCACGCACUGCGCCGUCUUUGGAAACCACGAUUUUGAUCAUGGUCUGGAUGUGCUGGUUAAACUCAUCAAACAGACAGAGUUCCCCUGGCUCAUGUCCAACGUGGUGGACAACGAAACUGGACGUCCUCUGGGUGGCGGCAAAAUCUCCCACUUCAUCCUCCACAACCAGAUCUCCAUCGGUCUGAUCGGGCUGGUGGAGCGCGAGUGGCUGGAAACGUUGCCCACCAUCGACCCCAACGAGGUGACCUACAUCGACUACGUGGAGGCGGGCAAUCGGCUGGCCCGAGAGCUAAGGAACGAGGGCUGCGACCUGAUCAUAGCCCUCACCCACAUGCGCACUCCCAACGACAUAAAUCUGGCCAAGAAGUGCAUCGGCAUCGACAUCAUCCUUGGUGGACACGACCAUGUCCGGGAGGUAACCGAGAUCAAUGGCAAGAUGAUCGUGAAGUCGGGCACGGACUUCCAACAGUUCUCUGUGAUCACCAUGGAAAGGGACCCCGCCAACCGGGAGAAGUUCACCACGGACGUCAAGUGCGUGGAUGUGACGGCCAAGAUUCCCGAAGAUCCGGACCUCAAACAGGAGCUGUCAAAAUAUGCCAAGUUCAUCGAAAGUAAGCUGUCGGAUGUGAUGGGAGUCUUCAGUGUGGAGCUGGACGGACGCUUCUCGCGGGUUCGCACCCAGGAAACGAAUCUGGGCAACUGGGUGUGCGACGUGGUGCUGGCUGCCGUUGGCGCCGAUGUGGUCAUCCUGAAUGGCGGCACCUUCCGGUCGGAUCGCGUCCAUCCAGUGGGAGCCUUUACCAUGGGCGAUCUGGUCAACGUUAUUCCCAUGCGGGAUCCCCUGAUCCUGCUCGAGGUGAGCGGCCGAGUCCUGUGGCAGGCGCUGGAGAAUGGCGUGUCAGCGUAUCCCAAGCUGGAGGGUCGCUUCCCCCAGGUGGCUGGUAUCAGUUUCGCGUUCGAUCCGCAGGCGGAUCCUGGAAAGCGCAUAGAUCCGCAGUUGAUCCAGGUGGGCGACGAGUACCUCAACCUGGACCAGACCUACAAGCUGUGCGUCAAGAGCUACAUCUUCAUGGGCUGCGAUGGAUACACCAUGUUCAAGGAUGCCACUGUGCUGAUGGAUGACGAUGCCUGUCCUGAGCUGGGCAUCACGCUGCAGAAUCACUUCAAGGCCAUUAACUCCCGGAAGUGUGGCCAAAACACCAAGCAUCGUCAGUCCUUGGUGACCCUGUCCCGGAGGCACAGUCUGGUGCAGUGCCUGGACAGCAUGGAUCUGGACGGACCUUCGCCCAUUCGCAAGCUGUCGGUGGGUCAUCACAACAAGUCCAUGGAUCUGACGCAUGGCAAUUCCCAAAAGAUGCUUCGACGCGCCUCCCUGGACGACCUGGAGCAGUCCACCUGCGAAUUGGCGCCCCAACUGGAGCACCGCAUCAUUAUGAUCCAAAACGAAGAGCACCAUCGCCAGUUGCUGUUCAAGAAGGAGACGCACAUCAUGAACUCCACAAUCACCGAGGCGGAGGACGAUUACAAGAGAGUAAGACAACUUGAUUGUAGGGCGGCAGGGUCCGAUGAGGAGAGGAAGAUUUGAUCAUGUCUUGAGCGACGUGAAGAUAUAGCAGUUAGAUAGUUAGGUAGUUGCUCUAUUUAUUGCCGUUGUUGUUAGCCCUUUUUGUUCUGUUUGGCCAUAAGUUUUGAACUCGCUAUUCGGAUAUUGUAAGUACCGUAAGUGUAUGUGUAGUGAGGACGUGUACCUAAGCCUACCACUAGUUUAAUUUACCUUUAAUUAGAUAAAUGAUUUACACCGCCAACUGAUUAUAGUAAUUACUGAAUCGCCCAUAUGUUUUGUGAUCUAGAUAAACGAGUUUGAGCCGAGCUUUGAGGUUCCUUAGAUACUUCGAUCGAAUAGCCGAUUUUAAUUACCCGAGUCCAGAGUUAGCCUAAGACCGCAGUCCAGCACUAAAGGUUGUACGGAUAGGGACGCAACUGGGCCUCACUCAGCAAAUGUAAAGUGAAUGUAAAGCAAUAUUUUAGAGAAUGCACCUGCAAAAGUUAAAUCCCUGCCAAAGUGCGGGAGAACAUGUAUAUUUUUAUGGACACUUUUGGAGCGCUUGAACCACAGCAGAGCAGACAUUAUUUUUAGAGAAGAACCACUCAUGGAUACAAUGGCUUUAAUUCAUAGAGUUCCUCGAACUUGAACCUCGUACCACACCCAGUACAGCCAGCACGCGAGCCGGAGGGAACGUGUUUGUCCAGUGAAGCAAUCUGAUUGAUGACUGGAAGGCGGAAGCCAGGCAGAAGCCACCCAUCUCAAUUAAACAAAAGUUAAACAAUAAGUAGAGGAAGCCUACCUAUGUGUACUCCAUGCUUAGACCGAUUGUCCAUGCUUAGAACGUAUAGUUAACUAAAGUGAACAAUAUACAGGCUCAACUUGCACCUGAUUAUUAACAGAAACACACUAAAAUUAUAGAGGACACAUGCGUAUAAAUAUAGACACAAAUAUAUAUAUAGAUAUCGUACAUCUUUUCAAUCUUCUCUCACAAGAACGCUUGCCAACUACGAAGACAAGAACUUCUAAACUUUCGUCUUUCAAACUAUUUUGCAAUGGAAAAAACGCAUUUGUGUAUAUUGAACGAAGUACAUUGUUUUAUGUAAACAUUUAUUAAAAUACAUAAACUAUAUGUAACGGGA
This is a messenger RNA of Drosophila bipectinata, 3531 nucleotides long. The record is from RefSeq and is a predicted model, not a curated record. NCBI's taxonomy places the organism in Eukaryota, Metazoa, Arthropoda, Insecta, Diptera, Drosophilidae.